Molecule: messenger RNA, 3001 nt
Organism: Hymenoscyphus albidus
Lineage: Eukaryota; Fungi; Ascomycota; Leotiomycetes; Helotiales; Helotiaceae
Source: the annotation of a GenBank genome assembly
CAUGUGCUUGACGGGAUCCCCUAAAAGAAAAUGUGUCCAUUGAAGCUGCUAGCGAAAUCCCGGAUGAAUGAAUCUUUCACCGAUAUUUGGGGGUUGAGAAGAGUUGGAGUGAACUGUGCUUCACUGAAUACCGACGAGGGGGCUACGUCAUAUCUACGAGGAAGGGUAGCACGAGGUCGGAUUUGCGACGACGAGGUGGACGCGAGACAUUUGCGAGAGCAUUCCAACCCCGCUACCUUUUACAUUCCUUAACUGCGCUUUGGUUGUACACAAACAGUGCGACGACUGGUACAUAUUCAUCCCUUGGGAGAAUCUUAGAUGGGGGAUUGCUUGCAUGGGUUGUCCAGCAUAACUUGAGUUUCAGAGAGAGUACGAGUUGUGAGGGAAAGAACACAAACCGUGGCUCGACGACGACGAGGCGGUGACUUGAACACGCAUACUGAGGUUACGUCUGACGACUUACUACGCUGAGAGUAGAAGAUUUGGCAGUAGCAGAAAUGGCAGAUCUCUCGCGCGACACAGAUGGGCCUGCACCGCAUAGUCCAGAAGGCUUCGAUCCCUCCCUCCUCCCGGAUUUCAACUACGAGUUCCUCUCCUACGACGAUGUGAUCGCCUUCGCUAACGCACUUGCGGCACCUGAAUCCGGCGCGUUGGAAGAGUCCUCGAGCAUGGGAGUUGGUGGCUUGGGAGAGAGGAGGGGGAGUUCGAUUAGUACUAUGAGCAUGUUCGAUGAUGGAGGUAGUACGGGGGAAUUGAGACGAGGCAGUUCGACGGGUAGUGCCCUGAAUUUGAACACCGAGCAGCUUCGUCAGGGGAUCAGGAGCCCAAGUGCGAGGAGUCUUAGUCCCAGGACGCCGAGGAAGGAGAGCUUCUUUAUUACGGCGAAGAAUGAUUGGGCGCCUGUUAAUCCCCAGAGGAAGAGUUGGAGGAGGGAGAAGGGUUGGGAGAAGAAGAAGGGGAAGAGGAUUAGGAAGCCUAGACGGAGUAGGGAUGAGACGAGGGAGGGGUAUCUAUAUACGUUGUUGAAAUGGCCCUUCCUUGCGGUUGUGGGCGCGUGGGUGUUGGGUUUGGGCGCGAGUUAUAUGUUGACCCGGCUUUAUAUUUGGCUUUAUGAGCAUUUCAUUGCGUGGAGGGGGAAGAGAGAGAGGUUGAGGAGGAAGUUGCAGAGUGCGGAGUGUUAUGCGGAUUGGGUUAAGGCUGCGAAGGAGCUUGAUCGCUAUUUGGGGAAUGAUAAGUGGAGGGAGGAUGAGACGUUCGCGUACUACGAUCAUAAAACUGUCAAGAGGGUUGUGGAACAGUUGAGGAAGUGUAGGCGGAAGGUGGAGAGUGAGGAGAGAGGGAAUGGCAAUGGGACGAAACAGAAGGCCGUUCUGGACUUGAAGGGUCUGGUUGAGGCGUGUGUGAAGAGUAAUUUUGUGGGUGUUGAGAACUCGAGGUUGUAUUCUCAGACUUAUUAUGGGACGAAGAAUUUGGUGCAGCAGUUUAUUGACGAACGUAAGUUUUUUCCCCUCCUCCUUUCAAUGUUUUCAAUGUUUGAGAAGGAGUUUAGCUGACAUGCAUUAGUUGAGAGAGCGGUCACGUUGCUUGCUGAUACUACUCAAAUUGGAGCUGAAGAGAAGAGAGCUCUGUUCAAAAGAAUGCAGACCAAUUUCGGUCGUACUGCAUUGUGUCUUUCUGGAGGAGCUUCGUUCGCAUACUAUCACUUCGGUGUCGUCAAAGCUCUCCUCGAUGCAGACCUCUUACCAGAAGUCAUCACUGGUACAUCCGGUGGAGCUCUCGUAGCUGCCUUGGUAGCAACACGUACCAACGAGGAACUCAAGAAACUACUCGUUCCAGCGCUUGCUGGUAGAAUCGAUGCUUGCUCUGAACCCUUCUCAACUUGGGGACCACGUUGGUGGAAGACUGGCGCACGAUUCGAUUCUCUCGAGUGGGCUAAGAAGUGCAGUUGGUUCUCAAGGGGAAGCAUGACUUUCAGAGAGGCCUACGAGAGGACCGGGAGGAUCUUGAAUGUUUCCUGUGUUCCUGCUGAUCCACAUUCUCCAACGUAUGUUUCUUCUCCGAAAAACCUCGUGCAUUUAUACUGACGAAAUAUAGAAUUCUUACAAACUACCUCACAAGCCCAGACUGUGUGAUCUGGUCUGCAGUCCUCGCCUCAGCCGCCGUUCCAGGAAUCCUCAACCCAGUCGUCCUUAUGAUGAAAACCCCCAAAGGAACACUAGUUCCCUACUCCUUCGGACAUAAAUGGAAAGACGGCUCCCUCCGCACCGACAUCCCACUCAAAGCCCUAAACCUCCACUUCAACGUCAAUUUUAGCAUAGUCUCCCAAGUCAACCCCCACAUCAACCUCUUCUUCUUCUCCUCCCGCGGUUCCGUCGGCCAACCCGUUACCCAUCGUCGUGGUCGCGGCUGGCGCGGUGGCUUCUUGGGUUCCGCUGCUGAACAGUACCUGAAACUCGACUUGAACAAAUGGCUCAAAGUCCUUCGACACCUCGAACUCCUACCUCGACCCCUCGGCCAGGACUGGAGCGAGAUCUGGCUGCAGCAGUUCUCGGGCACCAUCACCAUCUGGCCCCGCUCCAUCAUCUCCGAUUUCUGGCGCAUCCUCAGUGAUCCCAAUCCUAAACAGCUGGCGCGCAUGCUGCACGUCGGACAGCAGUCUGCCUUCCCGAAACUGCAGUUCCUCGCUAACCGCAUGAAGGUUGAGCGGAUGGUUGAGCGGGGACGGAGGGAGACGAGAUUGAGGAGACGGGGUAGUAUGGAGAGCUUUUUGAGUGAGGAUGAGAUGAGGGGGUUGUUGAGGGAUGAGGGCGCGGUGGAUAGUUCGAGGGAUGGGGAGACGGAUGCGGAGGGGUAUGCGGAUGCGGAAGGGGAGGGAGAGGAGGUUGUUGGAUUGUUUGGGGGUGGGGAGGUUGAUGGGGGGUUUGAGGAUUCGAGUGCGGAGACGGCGGUGGAGGGGGGGUUGUUGGAGAAGGUGAUGGAUUUGGGGAAGGUGGAUGAGUGA